AUGGAAGACCCUAAUCAGCAUGUGGGCCACAACCUCACGCCCUGGAAGAGCGCAGAACCAACGCUCAAGAAACGCUCAUUUAGACGACUAUCCUUUUUCAAACCAGCCGAGGACCAUCCAUCUGUGUCACCCGUGUUAACAACUAACACCAUAAAUAAAGAAUACGACCCAGAAACUGGAAAUAAAAUUAUUAAUAACUUUAUGAUUAUCAAAGAAAUUGGAAGAGGCAUGCAUGGCAAGGUCAAAUUGGCUGAAGACCUUGACACAGGAGAGCUUGUUGCAAUCAAAAUCGUCGACAAGCAAUCCAGAAGAAGACAAUUGGGUUACAGUGUACUCAGAGCGAAAAAUGGAGAAGAUUCCUAUGUGGAAAGCGAGCAGAAGAUCAGAAGGGAAAUUGCCAUCCUCAAAAAGUGUGCUCAUCCGCAUGUGGUUCGUCUGAGAGAGGUGAUUGAUGAUCCCGCUAGCAGAAAAAUCUAUUUAGCACUGGAGUACAUGGACGGCGGUGAAAUUGUUUGGAGAGAAGACGAUGAAAGCAACACGCCCGUAUUGACCAUGGAUGAGGCUCGCAGUAUAUUUAGGGAUGUAGUCAGCGGAUUGGAUUAUCUGCACUACCAGGGCAUUAUUCAUCGCGAUAUCAAGCCUGCAAACUUGCUGCUGACGCAUGAUGGGAUUGUCAAGAUUUCAGAUUUUGGCGUCUCGUAUUUCAAUCAACAUUUGGCCGGAUCAAAGAAUCAGUACGACGAUGAGAUCGACAGGGAUUUGGCAGAGACAGCUGGAACACCCGCUUUUUUCGCCCCUGAACUUUGCAGUUCAUUAGAGAACAAUCACCACGACGAUAGACACAUUACAAAGGCCAUUGACGUAUGGGCGCUCGGAGUGACGCUUUACUGUCUACUCUAUGGUCAAUGUCCAUUCACAGCUUCUACAGAAUUCGAACUAUUCGACAUUAUUCCCACUGCACCGCUCAAAUUCCCUCAAGAAACGCCUGACAAUUUGGUCGAUUUACUGGAAAAGCUGCUAGCCAAAGACCCGCAAGAAAGAAUCACAUUAGAACAAGUCAAGCGCCAUCCGUGGGUGAUUGAGGAUCUAGAGGAUCCAACGAUUUGGUGGCGAGAAGCGGAUCCAACCCUCUAUAAGGCAGUAGAAGUAACAGAUGAAGAAGUGAAUCGAGCUGUUACCAUCAUGGAUAGAUUGAAGAAAUCGAUUCGACGUAUAUCCUCUUCACUCUCUAACCUGACGCAUAGCUUUUCUCGAAAGAGCUCAACCACCUCCUCUAUACCUUCCUCAUCCGACAUUCAUCCUUCCCCUACCAACACAACAUCUACCACCAAUACCACUGCCACAACACAUCACGAAGAAAAACUACAGCAACAGCAGCAUUUCGACAAUGGCUGGAAACCGGCAUCCUUUCACUCGUUCGGCGAUUCCGAUGACGAACAAGUUCAAAAUGAGGAAUUGGAGCCGCCAUUACCAAAUCAUAUAUAUCAGCACCAUCCUUUUCAAAUUGAUAGAAAUGACUCUUCCGGAUCAUCCAUGUCUGGCCUCGUUGUGACAUUCAGUCGAAAUAAUUCAUAG
This is a messenger RNA of Mucor velutinosus, 1575 nucleotides long. RefSeq lists its product as uncharacterized. NCBI's taxonomy places the organism in Eukaryota, Fungi, Mucoromycota, Mucoromycetes, Mucorales, Mucoraceae. The transcript has 4 exons. Gene Ontology annotation, cellular component: cytoplasm. Gene Ontology annotation, molecular function: protein serine/threonine kinase activity; ATP binding. The record is from RefSeq and is a predicted model, not a curated record. Gene Ontology annotation, biological process: protein phosphorylation; intracellular signal transduction. Bases 1 to 1575 code for a protein of 524 amino acids.